AGGCCACACUGCAGCCUGGAGGCCUGCCUGUGGACAGCAGGAGAGACCAAGAAACACAGAAGAAGGGACAGAGAGAUGCAAAGGCCAAGGGACAGGGCCUGAACCCCGGAGAGAGACCAACGGACUUCCAGGUAGCCAUGGAGGUGCCUGCAAGGAGGGGCUGAGGCAGUUGGCAGGCUGUUGAGUGCAUCUGGGGACUGACCUUGCCCUGCGUCUCCUCAUGUCCCAGAGGCCCCAAUCUGGCCACGAGAGCACCCAGCCAGAUUUCCAUCCAGAAUCUCCAAAUAACAACCAAGAUGAGACCCAAAACCCUUCGCCACUUACCUACAGGCCCCAGGUCAGUACUCAGGACUCUCCACCGAUUGUCCACAGUCGCCGGGUCAGUAUCCAAGAACCCCUGCCCAUUAGCCACAGUCGCCGGGUCAGUAUCCAAGAACCCCUGCCCAUUAGCCACAGUCGCCGGGUCAGUAUCCAAGACCCUCCACCAGUGAGCAGUCGCCGAGUCAGCAUCCAAGACACACCAUCCAUUUUCAGCAGUCGCCGAGUCAGUACCCAAGACACACCAUCCAUUUUCAACAGUCGCCGAGUCAGUACCCAAGACACACCGCCACUUACCUACAGUCGCUGGGUCAAUAGCCAAGAGCUUCUACCAGUUCUCCAAACUCGCCGCCCCAGCGUCCAAAGCCCUCCAUUGAUUACGCACACCACCCUGAGGAGUAUAGAAUCAAGUGACGACAGUAGUGAAGUCAGUCUCCCGGACCACCGGCCAAAAACUGGCAUCUGGCCGGUAAUCCGGGCCAAAGUCGACAUCCCCCCUUCAAUUACUGACAGCCCCGAGGCCAGUAUCAAAAGCAUGGAAUCGAUUACCUGGGCCUCCCAGGAGAGUCUCAAAGGCUCUACGGACAGCUCCCAAUUCAACCAAACUACUCUAGAGAAAAGCACCCUCAGCUCACCAUCAGGCCACGACUUUGAGGUCAAUUCUGGCAGGUUUCAGAACAAGUAUAAACGCAGCCGUUCACCGCUGCCCGUAGGCUGGCGGCUGCUGCAUGAGGCCAAGAAGAUCAGCCGCCUGCUGAGUCUGGCACUGAGCCUGGCUGGCAUGGUGAUCAUCGGUCUCAUCUCUCUGGGCCAGCCCUGGAUCCACUUCCAGGUGCCAUUGCUGCCCCCUUGGGACCCUGCGGGCCCCUUGACCAUCCCCGUCAGCACCAUCUUCUUUAUGCAGUGCCCUGACAGCUCCUGCCUGCAUGAGUACAACCAGGAUAUUUACUUUCUGGACUUCUCCUGGGCCUUCCUCAUCAUCGCCAGCAUCACCAACGUCUGCCUCUGCAUCAUCCUCAUAAACAUGAACUUCUUCAGCUGGUCCAACAUGCCAGCACUGGACUUCACCAACAUCGUCCUCAGCAUCCUGACAGGGACGAGCACGAUCUUGGGUGUCUUGUGCUACCUGCUGCAGGCUGACGAGUUCCUGCAGGAAGGCAUGACCUACAGGCUGGGGCGGAGCUUCUACCUGGCAUGGACCAGCGUCUUCUUCUUCAUGAUGACUGGUUUCUUGUCCUAUCUCAACUACAUGAAUUUCUGGUCCAUCCUGGCGAUCCAGGCUGUCUGGACUUAGGACGUGGGAAUGACCCCGCCUCUGACCUGCUCCCACAGCUCGCUGCCAAGCACCUGGCAGGACUUUUUCAGUCUCUUCUGAAUCCCUCCCCAACUCAGAUUAAUAAUUUGUACUUUUAAAUAAUCUGUAUUUUUCGCCCAAAAUAUUCUUUUAGCUCAGUACCUUGUAAAUGUUCUUUGGAAAUGCCAUCCCUCCCUGGGGCCAUCCCUCAGGCCCUCCAGGCUAGAGGGACAGGUGAGGAAAGGGGCUCAGGGGAAAGAGACUCGAGGCACAAGGUCAGCAAAGAGGCUGAGCCGAUGGCUCCUGGCAUACAGAUGGUGCUCAAUCAAUGUUUGCUGAAUAGCUCAUUCUCCCCAAGCUCUCUGGACGUCAUUCUGUAUCUUUGUGCUUUUUCAUACUUUUACUGUUUGCAAUCCCAAUAAUUUCCCCCUCCUGUGAUGAAUUUUCCCUGCACCCACACUUCACCUGCUGCCAUUACCAGCAGCUCCUGCCACCACUUCCUCUUUC
This is a messenger RNA of Equus caballus (horse), 2119 nucleotides long. RefSeq names its product transmembrane protein 202. The record is from RefSeq and is a predicted model, not a curated record. Lineage: Eukaryota; Metazoa; Chordata; Mammalia; Perissodactyla; Equidae.